UAGGACCAGCUUCGUAUGCACAAGCUCGCAUUUGGCUAGAUGAACAGGUUCGUUUCGAUCCAGACAAACCUCAAGUUGCCAUCUACAAUAUGCCGUUUCUCUAUCACAUCUUACCAUCAGCAACCUUAUCAAUACCACAUUUACUUCAAGCAUUACAAUCUGUCAUCAUCAAACAUCAAUCACUUCGUACAUCACUCAAUUUUGACGACGAUCGCAAUCUAUUAAUGCAAACAGUCCUCGAUCCCACAGACCAUACACGACUAUUCACAUAUGUCGAAAGUACAUUUCACAACCAUGAACAGUUGAAUACAAUCAUGCAUGAUGAACGUAGCAACCCAACUCAUUUCGAUCUUCGUCGUGGUCUUGUUUGUCGUUGUCACACUCUUCACCGCGGUAAGAUCAGUCUAGAUGGUCGUCUCAAAGAGAACGAUGCAGUGAUUCUCAAUUUUCAUCAUGCUCUCUUUGAUUUUGCUUCUGUGGACACAUUUCUCAAUGAUCUCAAUCGAGCUUAUACUACUGGCCAACUGGAGAAUGAUGAUGAAACAGCUCUUCGCUAUCUCGAUUAUGCUACCAUCGAACGAGAAAUGACAAUGAAGAAUGCAAGUCGCUUUUGGUUGAAUCAUCUUCGUGGCUGUGACAUUCAACGAACAAUGCCUUUGCCAUUCGAUCGACAUCGUCUCUCGGAUGAGUUUCGAACAGGACGUGGCAAAACUGUUUCGUUUCACUUCGAUCAACACCUUUCACAAACCUUCAUUGCAUAUGCACACGCCAAGAACAUCACAGUCGAAUGUCUGGCAUUAUCCACCUUCUAUGCUUUUCUAUUCAAAUUAACCAAUGGUGAACGAGAUCUGUGUGUUGUGACGAACACCGACGGACGAUACAAAGAGGAGUUUCGUUCAUUGGUUGGAAUGUUUGUCAAUGCUAUUCCUCUUCGAUGUCAACUUGAUCCACAUUGGCCAUUUCCCCAACUUGUCAAUCAUGUUCAUCUACUGAUGACACGCACUUCUACUUACUCAUAUUUUCCUCUUCAACACAUUCUUCUUCAACAUCCUCAAGCGUCCAAACCGAGAUUUCUCGACACAGCUUUCGAAUUUCGUUCGCUUUCAUCCGAUUGCAUCAAUACUCAAGUGCAACUUGGUGAUGUUUCACUCUUACCAGUUCCUCAUUCGAUUCAGAUUGACACUGACGAAAUCGUGAGCAAGUUCGACUUUUCAUUCAACAUUGAGCACAAUAAAACAACUGAUCAGUUGUCGUGCGUCAUCGAUGCAUCGCUGGAUCUGUUCGAUGCCAGAACUAUCGAGAACAUUGCUCGACGUUACUGUGUCAUGCUCAACCAACUAUUUGCCAUGACAAAUGAUUGUUUGACAAAGUCAAUCUAUGAAUUAUCCAUCAUCUUGCCCGAAGAAAUGCAACUGAUUCAGUCGAUCAACAAUACACAGAUGUCAUUCGCAUCGUCUGACUGUUUACACCAUCGAUUCGCUUCGAGAGCCAAUGAACUGCAGCAGAAAGUGGCCGUUGAACUCGAUGAACAGUGUUUGACAUACAGUGAAGCGUUGUACAAUGCACAGAAGUUGGCUCUUCGUUUGCUAAAGCGAUAUGACAUCAAAGUUGGUGAAAUCAUUUGUCAAUGUGUGGAGCGAAGUAUCUGGAUGAUCAUUGGUAUGCUGGCCAUUGAAAUGGUUGGCGGUGUGUACUGUCCCUUGUCACCUUAUGAUCCUGAGCAACGAUUGAAAGUGUUGAUCGAAGAAACGAAAAGUCGUGUUGUUCUGAUUGAUGACAUAACAAAUGAGAAGCUGAGAGAGUGCGAUGCUUGUAUUAAUGUUUGUGAGAUGCUGAUGAUGGAUGAUGAGGAAUUCAAUAAUGGAAGCGAUAUUGAUCGUUUGUCAAGUGUGGAGGUGAACGAGGAGAAUAUUGCGUAUGUGAUUUUCACAAGUGGAUCAACCGGUAUUCCAAANGUGUUGAUCGAAGAAACGAAAAGUCGUGUUGUUCUGAUUGAUGACAUAACAAAUGAGAAGCUGAGAGAGUGCGAUGCUUGUAUUAAUGUUUGUGAGAUGCUGAUGAUGGAUGAUGAGGAAUUCAAUAAUGGAAGCGAUAUUGAUCGUUUGUCAAGUGUGGAGGUGAACGAGGAGAAUAUUGCGUAUGUGAUUUUCACAAGUGGAUCAACCGGUAUUCCAAAAGCGGCUCAGCUGCGACAUCGAAAUUUUGUCAAUUUCAUUGAUUCAAUUAUUUGUAUUGAUUUGUUUGAUGAAAACGAUACGGUCGUCCAAAUGGCACAUUGCUCGUACGAUGUACAUAUGCAAGAAACAAUAGGAGCACUAAUAGGUGGUGCCAGUCUGGUGCUACUUCGUCCACAUGGCAAUAUGUAUUUAGAAUACUUAGUUAAAGUAUUAAACUAUAAACAAGUUUCAUACAUGCAAACCGUUCCGACUUAUAUUGAUAGCGUUGUAAGUUUUCUUGGAAGCUGUGAUGAUUCGAAGUUAAGCACACUACGCACACUGGAUAUUGGAGGCGACAUUCUUGGAAUGCCAUUAAUUAACAAAAUACGACGUUAUUUACCAGAUAACGUUCGAAUAUGGAAUACAUAUGGUCCUGCUGAAACUAGUAUCAAUUGCAUGGCGCAUUUGAUUAAUGGAGCAAGCAAUGCAAAUGAUGUACCAAUCGGACGGCUUCUGCCAAAUUAUCGUUCGCGAAUAGUCGAUGAUUUUCUACAGCUCGUCACAAUCGGUCAGGAGGGCGAAUUGCUAGUAGGCGGGUGUGGUGUUUUUGCCGGCUAUCUGGGACGCGCAGACUUGACCGCAAAAGGAUUAGUAGAGAACAAUGGAGAAAUGUUCUACCGCACGGGAGACCUCGUACAAUUGGAUUCGAAUGGUCUGUUCCAUUUUAUUGGUCGAAAAGAUUUUCAGGUAAAAUUACGAGGACAACGCAUAGAGUUGGGUGAGAUUGAGAGACGCAUAUUGGAGUCUCCAUUUCAUAUUUCCAUGUGUGUAGUCACGAAAUGGGAUAAAGAUUAUUUGAUAGCCUAUGUUCAAAGUAGUGACAUUAAUGAGAGACAGCUACACGAUUUUUGUCGUUCUCAACUGCCAGAAUUUAUGGUGCCUUCAGUAUUCAUCAGAUUAGAUAAAAUACCGUUAAAUACAAAUGGAAAAGUCGAUCGAAAGUGUCUUCCAAAGCCGAACUUAUCUUCCGUAACCCAGUCCACUAUCGGGGGACACAGUUUGCCACGAAAUCCAACUGAAGAGCUAGUUCAUAGUUUGUGGUGCAGAGUUUUACAACGUGAUGGACUACAGAUAUCAACUUUAGCAAACUUCUUCAGCGUUGGCGGCCAUUCGCUUCUUCUCAUUCAACUGUACCAUUGUUAUCAGUCUGCAUUCAGUUUCGACGUGCAAACUCUGUCCGUUGCACCUUUCCUACGGAAUACAACAAUAAGUGAACAUGCAGAUAUACUGCAGGCGAUCAAGCCAGUGGAAAAUCAGUUGACAUCUUGGCAAAUUCUAAAUCUAACCGAAGGACCUGCAUCAUUCGCACAGGAACGCAUCUAUCUUCACGAACAACUUCGAUCUACCACUACUAAUGAUGCCAUCUACAAUGAACUACUAGUUUUACAAAUUAAACAUGGCUCAUUGUCAAAAGCUCGUCUCCAUCAAGCAUUGAAAUCACUUCUUGACAAACACUCCGUUCUACGUACUUCUCUUCUUUUCGAUACAAAUCAAGCCAUACUUUUCCAACAUAUCAUCAACACUCAACAACUCUUCAUCGUUCCUCACGAACAGAUAUUUCACACUGACGAACAACUGCACACUCUUCUUCAGACGCUCACCACGAGUUCGAACUUGUUCGACUUAUCGGCUGCUCGCGUUUUUCACUAUGAGAUUCUUCGACAUCACUCACCAUCAAACAUUGCCAAUGAUGAUCAUAUCAAGCCACGUGAUCUGCUCGUGUUUGUUUUCCACCAUGUGGCCACAGAUCGCAUCUCGACUGAACUCUUCAUUCAUGACCUGUGUCUUGCUUACAAUACGAAUCGAGCACUUCCCAUCGAACCCGACACACUGCAGUACAUAGACUAUUCCACACACGAGCGUCAGAUGGAUAUGAGAGCAUCGCGUGACUUCUGGCGUGCUCAGCUCGAUGAUUAUGAUAGCGAAUAUCAUGUGGCACUCCCGGUCGAUCGACAUCGUCUUCAUGAGACGGAACGUUCGAGUGGUGUAUACUCAGCUGAAUUCACAUUUGAUGGUGAUCUGUGCGCGUCGUUUCUCGCAUUCGCUUCCGAACACGAAGUGACACCAUUUCAGUUGGGUCUUGCCACAUUCUAUGCAUUUCUGUUCAAACUGUCCAAUGGUCAAAGUGACUUGUGUGUGACUUGUAUCAGUGCAAAUCGAUAUCGAAGUGAAGUGCGACAAUUGAUAGGCAUGUUUGCUGCCACACUGCCUUAUCGAAUGCGACUCGAUCCAUGUGAAACAUUUGUUCGACUAGUCGAACAUGUUCGGCAGCAAUGCUUAGCGAUUCUCGAACAUACACAUUAUCCUCUUCAACACAUCCUUGCCGAUAUGAACUAUCAGAAGUCAUCACCCGUGCCAUUUCUGGAGAUCAUGUUUGAUUACAUAACAUUGUGUGAUGUUACUGAUCGAGUGGAUUUCGCUGGAGCUGAUGUUGAUCGAGUAUCGUGGGAGCGAAGCGAGCAUGUGGCUAAAUUUGAUUUUAUGUGCACGAUUGUUCAUGAUGGAUCAGCUGUGAACAAUGCGAUGACAUGUUCAUUAGUCUGUUCGAAAGAUUUAUUUGAUCAAGGAACUNAAAUAAUUGUGGGUAAAUACGAAGGUCAUGAACGUUCUCAAUUAACCAAAGCAAUUGUUAUUGUUACUAAUUUUCGACUCUUAAUUCGUUGGAAAGCGACGAUUUGUGGUUGUGUUAAUCGUUCUUCUUAUUCUUCGAUCAUACUCGAUUCAAUUGAUCGCAUCGACGAAACACGUCUCGAUGAGAAUCUCACAUUUCUCUCGAUAUCUAUAUUACUCGUAGGACUCAUUUCUUGUAUAUGUGGCUUUAUUUACGAAACACAAUGGCUUCGACCACUGGGAAUAACAUUCAUCGUCUUCAGCAUGAUCCUCGUCGUGUGUUUAUGGAACUCGAACAAAAAAAAAUAUAUUACAUUGAGAGGCACGUUUGGCUUGGAGACAGUUAUGUUUAAAACGGCGAUUGCAAGAGAAUUUGCAGGACAAUUGAGCAAAAUGAUUCAUCAGAGACGAACUCAAUAUUUUGUUGAACAAAGUGCGCAUAACAGAUCGUAUUCACCACGAGAAUUUUCAACACCACUGGGGACAGUGGACGUCACUGGAACUGACGUAAAAGUUGAAAACGAAAACAUCUACGAUCCUUUAUUGAACAUUGCGUAG
This is a messenger RNA of Adineta ricciae, 5384 nucleotides long. The record is from the annotation of a GenBank genome assembly. Lineage: Eukaryota; Metazoa; Rotifera; Eurotatoria; Adinetida; Adinetidae.